UACCGUCAGUUAGCAACCGGCUCUCUUUCCGUGCACAUCGCUCACCGUAACAACCCUCCUGCACGUAAUGUCCAGUGUAACCUGAUUCGUGUGAUCUUCCUAGUUAUUUUUUUUUUAUUUUCCCGAGUGGUCGGUGUUUAUGUGAACGAUAUACGCAUACAUAGUUAGCCUUCUAUUUUCUUUGACUCCUGUCUUGCUGCCGUGGGUACGAAAAGAAAAGCCGAGUCUGCCUAAAAUCCCGAUACCCGCUCGCGCCAGGGUACCAACAAUAUUUCUGUGAUAUUUAUUAUGACUGGUAAUUUCUCACCGGUGUUCCACGAGUGUGACAACUCACGGACGUUCAAUCCCAAAGGAAAACCUACCGCCAAAACUAACCGGUGAAACCAAAAGAGAGAAAGAAAGAAAGAGCGAGACCGAGUUUCUCGUCGUUGAAGAUCGCGUAUUAUUUUCACGACUACCAAUUUUUGUACGAGAGACCAAGAGCGAGAGAGAGAGAGAAAGAGAGAGUGAGGGGGAGAAAGAGAGCUUUAAAGCCAAGAACAGCCAUUUUUUUUUUAUUAUUCAACUCGUAUACACUACCGAAGUCUUUCAUAUUAUAACUUUACACGUACAUAUAUGUACAUAGAUAUAUAUAUUAAAACAUAGUGUAUUUAUUAAAAUCGUCCAAAAUUCCUGUGGCUAACGUGACCGAGUCUUACCCGAGGGCGGAUACAAUCGCGAAUUGUGGUGGUGCCGCCAACAUGGGUCAGAUUGGAAAUGACACUCAUAUUUUGUUGAUGGAUGCGUUUCUUCAAAACAACAGACUGGACCAUGUCUCCAGAGUGAUGGCAUCGCAUCCCUCGUACUUAGAACACUUUCUUCGUACUCAACAUUUCAUCCUGAGGGGCGACGGGCCUCUCCCGUACGACUACAGACAUCUGAUCGCCAUUAUGGCCGCAGGUAGACAUCAGUGUAGCUAUCUUAUAAACCUGCAAAAGGGAGAGUUCAUCCUCCAGGGAGGCGAUUCAUCGUGGCUCCGAGGCUUGAAAUCGAUUCCAGGAAAACUUCAAGAUCUCUAUGAGAUUAACAAAAUUUUAGCUCAUAGACCGUGGCUGUUGAACAAAACGCACAUAGAGAAACUGACUAAGGGCGCAGAUAGCUGGUCCCUAGCCGAAGUGGUUCACGCGAUAGUCCUUUUGGCCCAUUUCCACUCCCUUUCGUCUUUCGUCUUCUCCUGCGGAAUCAACGAGGAGCUGGACAACAUCACCGGACAUCAUUACAAAGAUAAUGUCCAGGAAAAUAGCAAUAACCUACCAACUGCCAAAGACAAACUUUCCAGUAGUCCCAAAAAGAUUCCCAACGGUGAUGGCAAGACUGAAAACAUACCAUCGCCACCAUCCUCGCCAAGCAUAGUCGGUGAACAAGAGGUCGGCGUCGAGGCGCUGAUGGAGCGCAUGAAGCGCCUCUCCGAGAAGUCUGAAUCUUAUCAGAUCACUCAGGAAGAGUUGUCGAAGAGAUUCGAGACCGUGGAGACGCAAUCGGCAGAGCUCGCUGCAGCACCACAGAGGAGUUCAGUCCUCGACUCUGACAUCGGCCACUUCAUAGAGGAUCCCACCUUCAUUUAUCAAGACUUUGCUAAGCGCGGUCAGUUGAACGACAUACCGACGUUCCGCGUUCAGGACUACUCCUGGGACGAUCAUGGUUAUUCGCUCGUUAACCGACUUUACAACGACGUCGGCUACCUCCUCGACGACAAAUUCAAGACCGCUUACAAUCUGACAUACUACACGAUGGGCACGCACAGCAAAGUGGAUACAUCGCGUUUCAGACGGGCCAUUUGGAACUACAUUCAGUGCAUGUUUGGCAUCAGACAUGACGAUUACGAUUACAACGAGGUCAACCAGCUCCUCGAGCGAAGCUUGAAGACGUUUAUCAAGAGCGCCGUCUGCUAUCCGGAACGUGUAACCAAAAGGGAUUACGAUCGCGUCAUGAGGGAGUUCAAGCACAGUGAAAAGGUCCACGUGAAUUUGAUGAUUCUGGAGGCGCGUAUGCAAGCUGAGCUGCUGUACGCGCUCCGCGCGGUGAUGCGAUACAUGACCUAAGCGAGGCCCGCGCCGCUCCCUUCGUCUACUUGCUGUCAGUCAGUUUGUCGUCGGUUUUUAUUUUCAAUCGUAUAAACUCGCAGCACGGAUUCGCGAAGAGGUGUCUUUGCGGACUCUGCACACGGCGCGGAAGGAACGAGCGAACGCGACACCGAUAUCCUCUCUCUUUCUCUCUUCCUCUGGCACGCAUACACAAGUACACACGAAGUCGUAGUAUAUGCAUAAAUCGUUGUAUCUCCGACACGGUGAUACGCGCACACACAGAUACGCAACACGUGCGCGAACGCAUACAAGGAUUCAAACAGAAGAUUUACGUUACACCGACGACAUUGGGCGCGCUGAGGAAGAAAAUGAAGGGGAAGAUGAAGAAAAUAAAGAAGAAGAAGGAGAAAUCAAACCGGACCCGCGCCCUCCACGAGUGUCUUCAAGGUAUCCACCAUUUGCUCGUUGUUGGUAACAUGAAAUGCAGUCAUCUCUUUGAUGAGAAAGUUGCGAUCAAGGGGAGUGAGAGAGCUGAGAAUGACGAUGCUGUGUCUAAAGUGUCGACGAGGAACGAAUUCCGUGUAAAGACGUUGUUCGAGCAAGAAGAAGGAAGAAGAAGUGGAGCGCCGUUUUCGUUUCCACGCCUCUGAGACGAGGAGAUCAUUUUUGAAGGAGACCCCUGGUGGGGAUCGGAUCACUAAGAGAGAACGAGACAGAGCAAGACGUGAAUACGAGAGAGACGCGACAAGAGCAGCGGAGGAGAUUUGUUUUGUAAAUAGACACUCGUAUUUUUUUUUUAUGUUCGCGAUUAAUCGUAGUAAACUGCUAUUCGCGCGUUUUAUUAAAAUUUCAGAUCUACAGAA
This is a messenger RNA of Megalopta genalis, 2926 nucleotides long. RefSeq names its product Sestrin (gene Sesn). Gene Ontology annotation, biological process: regulation of response to reactive oxygen species; positive regulation of macroautophagy; negative regulation of TORC1 signaling. The record is from RefSeq and is a predicted model, not a curated record. Gene Ontology annotation, cellular component: nucleus. Gene Ontology annotation, molecular function: oxidoreductase activity, acting on peroxide as acceptor; L-leucine binding. NCBI's taxonomy places the organism in Eukaryota, Metazoa, Arthropoda, Insecta, Hymenoptera, Halictidae.